AUGCCUUCCACUUCGGAAUUUGACACCUCGAUUGAUGACACUCUCGUGCUGUCAACUUUAAGAAGUACUAAAACUGGAUCAUGGAUAAACCGGCACGAAAUACGCGAAGUUCAACGAUACAAUGAUUUCAGAUCAAUAGAUUGGGUUGAAGACGAAUUGGAUGAACAAAAGCAACGACUUCUAAAGUUGAAACAUAUAACUAAUAAAGGUAACAAUUUCAAGGACAAGAUACUAUCCCAAGUGUCCAAUUGGCUUGUUUUGGCGUCCAUGGGAGUGGUUAUUGGAUUAAUUGCAGGAUCAUUGAACAUCAUAACCUCAUUUCUUUCCAGCGCACGAAUCGGCCAUUGCAAACGUGGCUUUUAUUUAAGUGAAGCAUUUUGCUGUUGGGGAGAAAAUGAUGGCGAUUGCGAAAACUGGACAAAGUGGACUCCAAUAAGUGGACUCAAUUAUAUUAUAUACGUGUUGAUAUCACUCCUCAUGUCUUACACGGCAGCCAAUAUUGUGAAGUUCUAUGCACCAUUUGCCGCUGGUUCUGGAAUAUCAGAGAUCAAAUGUAUUGUCUCAGGGUUUGUCAUGGAUGGUUUCUUGGGGUGGUGGACUUUGGCUAUCAAAAGUUUGGGCUUGCCUUUGGCAAUUGGGUCAGGCUUGAGUGUAGGAAAAGAGGGACCCAGUGUGCAUUAUGCAGUAUGUGUGGGUAAUUCAAUUGGACGAUUAGUGCCCAAAUAUAGAAAAUCGGCAUCAAAAGGGAGGGAAUUUUUAACGGCAACUGCAGCAGCAGGUGUUGCGGUUGCAUUUGGAUCACCCAUGGGAGGGGUGCUAUUUUCCAUUGAAGAAAUUUCGUCGGUGUUUCAAUUGUCCACCUUGUGGAAAUCAUACUUUUGUUCUUUAAUUGCAGUCACCACAUUGGCGGCAAUGAAUCCGUUCAGAACUGGACAAUUAGUCUUGUUUGAGGUCACUUAUGACACAAAUUGGCAUUACUUUGAAGUUCCCAUUUAUGUCAUUUUAGGAGUCUUUGGUGGAGUCUACGGAAUUGUUGUGUCAAAGCUAAAUACCAAAGUUGUCUCCUUUCGCAAGCGAUAUUUGGGUCCUUGGGCCAUUCGUGAGGUUUGUAUUUUAACUUUAUUAACCGCAAGCUUCUCGUACUUUAAUGAGUUUUUAAGGUUGGACAUGACGGAGUCAAUGCAGAUUCUAUUUCACGAAUGUGAUGCUACUUUCCAAAACCCAAUUUGUCACCCCGAAAAUGGCAAAACCAAGCUUUUGUUUUCGUUGUUGUUUGCAACAGUUGCCAGAAUGGGAUUAACAAUUAUUACUUACGGUUGCAAAGUGCCUGCUGGGAUUUUUGUGCCUUCAAUGGCAGCAGGCGCAACGUUUGGACGAGCUCUUGGAAUCAUUGUGGAUUAUGCAUACAAGAAGAACCCCAAACUCUCCAUCUUUUCUGCAUGUGACUCUGGUGACAAGUGUAUAAUACCAGGAACAUAUGCGUUUUUAGGUGCGGCUGCUGGAUUAUGUGGUAUUACCGAUUUGACGGUUACAGUGGUUAUCAUCAUGUUUGAAUUGACUGGUGCGAUCCGUUACAUUUUACCCACUAUGAUUGUUGUUGCUAUAACAAAAAGCAUUAACGACAUGUGGGGAAAAGGGGGAAUUGCAGACCAAAUGAUUAAGUUCAAUGGCUUACCUUUUAUGGACUCAAAAGAGGAAUUUCAUUUUCAUACAUCCGUGACUUCUGCUAUGUCUAGUGUAGUCGUGGCAUUUUCAGCCGAUGCAAAUGACGCCUUGACCUUGGGACAAUUAAAACAAACGUUGGGCAAAACAAAAUAUAGAGGAUUUCCAAUAAUACUUUCAGGAAAUAACCCUAAAAUAGAAGGCUACAUUUCUAGAUACAAGAUAGAGUAUGUGCUUGGCAAAAAUGAGAGUGUUAACCCACACACUCUUUGCAAUUUCAAUUCAAGGGAAAGGGGAUCAACCGAGAAGAUUGAUUUUAGCUCGAUGAUAAAUCAAUCGCCAUUAAGUGUCGAUUGUGAGACAUCUUUAAAAUUUGUUUCCGAUAUUUUUGUCAAACUUGGACCGCGUUAUUUGUUAGUUGAGCAGCUGGGGUCAUUGAUUGGAGUAAUCACAAGAAAAGACAUACUACUAUAUGAAUAUUCGAUUCAUCAAAAAGAAGUAGACUCUGGUCCUCAAGAGAGGCAAGAAGAGCUCGAAGUAAAAGUUUGGAACAGCAUGAAAUCAAUUGCUUUGUUUAUCCGUAAAUUUCAAAGUCAAAUUUUACAUAGGGACUCGUAUAGGUCGACACCCACCUAG
This is a messenger RNA of Lodderomyces orthopsilosis Co 90-125, 2298 nucleotides long. RefSeq lists its product as uncharacterized. Gene Ontology annotation, molecular function: voltage-gated chloride channel activity. The record is from RefSeq and is a predicted model, not a curated record. Gene Ontology annotation, biological process: chloride transport; transmembrane transport; intracellular iron ion homeostasis. Gene Ontology annotation, cellular component: endoplasmic reticulum; membrane; fungal-type vacuole. NCBI's taxonomy places the organism in Eukaryota, Fungi, Ascomycota, Pichiomycetes, Serinales, Debaryomycetaceae. The transcript has a single exon. Bases 1 to 2298 code for a protein of 765 amino acids.